This is a messenger RNA of Soboliphyme baturini, 1680 nucleotides long. Lineage: Eukaryota; Metazoa; Nematoda; Enoplea; Dioctophymatida; Soboliphymatidae. The record is from the annotation of a GenBank genome assembly.
AUGAACCGGAACGUAACAUAUUGGUUCGUCGCUGCAUUGACCGAAAUGCUUUUGAUUCAAGUUGUGAUCGCCAAUAGCAACGGUACAGCGAGAGGCAGAGAGAAGCGGCAGGCAAUUCGACCAUUCCCUAUGACCAGAGAAUUGAGUCCAGGCGUGGUGGUCCAUCUGGGUCCAUCGGGUGUGAACGCCAUACGCCUAACAAUGGCAAAAAUGAUCACCACUAUGCUGCCUAAUCUGAAGAUCCGGAAGGUGUUCCAGGGUCGUAAAGGUAGGAAGAACAUUCUAGUGACGGAUUUAAUCGUCCGAACAUUUAAUCCGCCGGAUGACAUUGUGAUUGACUUCAGGUCUGACUCGCCGAAUCAGAUGAUAAUCAGCAUCAACCCUUUUGAUCUGACCGCGACGAUGAAUAUUCGGACAGACUAUCGUUUCCUGAAAUUUGCGACGUUUCAUUUGUCGUUCAAUCACGUCUCUUUGAUGUUGGGUCUGCGAUUCAUGGCGUCACAGCAUUCCAUCAUGCUUCUGGCAGUCGGCGAAUGCGAAUUCGUGUUGAAGGACUUUCGGCUGUCCUACAGUAACCUAGUCGGCUCGAAGGGGCCCUUGAAACUCGCGUUGCCAAUUAUUCGCAAUAAGCUGAAGAGAUUCAUCAACGAGAAUUUUUGCGGAAUGUUACGGAAUGGUACAGAACUAUCGUUCAACACAUUCAUUCGACAGUUUCCGGUGUUCAUGCCCAUUGUACCGAACAAACAUUAUCUCCCAGUGUACCGUCGUCCACGAAGUAUCGGCUUAUUGGGAUACGACCAUUUGCCAACCAUGGCUGAGAAGUUUGUGAACAUAGCAAAAAGGCUGUUCAUGGACGUGCGAAUGCUAAACAAUCCGAUCGUCGUCGACGACGUGCAAGGAAAACACCUAGAGGCGACCCUCUCGGGCAGAAUAUUGUGGAACCGGGUCAAAGGUGCGCCGUUCAAUCCUAACCCUUUGCCUGGCAUCGCUACUCAAUCAAAUAAGAUGCUGUACAUUUGCAUUAGCGAAUACGUUUUCAAUUCAUUGCUUUUCCAUCUUUUCGAUCAUGGUUUGUUCAACAUAAAAUACGAUGGCAGCGAGUCUAAGGAGACCAGAAUGAUGCUGCGUACCUCGUGUGACGAUAUUUGCAUUGGUUUAAUCGUGCCUCAAAUGGAAAAGAAGUACCCGAACCAGCAUACCGUUUUCAAGAUGAAGAUGAUCAAACAACCGUUGAUUGAGCUCAGGCCGUACGGAAUGAUUUUAAAGAUACAUGGCAUUGCUAGCUUCGUCCUUGAAAAUCGGACCCACUAUGUCACCUUGUUGUCCGGUGAUAUGAUAGCCGAAUCUAAGUUGCACAUGAAGCUAGCAAAGGACCAAGUAUACGGCACGGCUGAAAUAAUCAAAUUUUCCUUCACUCCUGACAAAAGUAUGAAACUGAAUUCACUUUCGUUAGACAUCUUAAACGACGCUCCCAGAAUACUGGCCGAGAAAGAAUUGAAUAACUUGCUGAGCAAAGGAUUCAAGAUUCCUCACAUCCCAAUUAUGAAGUUGUUUCCGAAUGGUAUCAUGCCAAGUAUGAACUCCCUUCUGGUAGAAAUGGACUUUAGCUUGAACCCAAGCUUGAGUCAUAUGCUGAUGCAGUACAUGAGAAGCUAUUACGCAUCGCCACGGAGGAUAUGA